AUGCCUAUGCUCGAAAACCCUUCUGUCAAGUACAAGAAAUUCCCACCCGUUAACCUUCCAAACCGUCAAUGGCCUUCAAGGACACUCGACAAGGCUCCACGUUGGCUUUCCACCGAUUUGAGAGAUGGAAACCAAUCACUUCCAGAUCCCAUGUCUAUUAGUGAGAAAAAAGAGUACUUUAAGAAACUCGUUGACAUUGGGUUUAAAGAAAUUGAAGUCUCGUUCCCACUGGCCUCACAAAUUGAUUUUGAUUUCACUAGAUUUGCAGUUGAAACUGCUCCUGCAGAUGUCUCCAUCCAAGUCCUCUCGCCAUGUCGUGAAGAACUCAUCAAAAGAACCGUUGAGUCAUUAAAGGGUGCCAAAAAAGCCACAGUCCAUAUCUACUUGGCAACCUCGGAUUGUUUUAGAAACGUUGUGUUUGGCUUGAGCAAGGAAGAGAGCAAAGCCUUGGCCGUGAAAUGUGCAAAGUUGGUGAGACAACUUACCAAAGACGAUCCCUCAACUGCUGGUACAGACUGGGACUUUGAAUUCUCGCCCGAAACGUUUUCAGAUACUGACUUGGAUUAUGCCGUUGAAGUGUGCGAAGCAGUUAAACAAGUUUGGGAACCAAGCAAAGAAAAACCCAUCAUCUUUAACUUGCCUGCCACCGUGGAAAUGGCUACACCAAAUGUUUAUGCCGAUCAGAUUGAAUACUUUUCAACCCACAUUAGUAAUCGCGAAACAGUUUGUAUCUCAUUGCACCCACAUAACGACCGUGGCUGUAGUGUUGCUGCAGCCGAGCUUGGCCAAUUGGCUGGUGCUGACCGUGUUGAAGGUUGCCUCUUUGGUAAUGGAGAACGUACUGGUAAUGUGGAUCUUGUUACCUUGGCUUUGAACUUGUAUACGCAGGGUGUACCCCCACACCUCGACUUUUCCGAUAUCACAUCGGUGAUUGAUGUUGUCGAGAGAUGCAACAAGAUCCCAGUGCACGCAAGAGCACCUUAUGGUGGCUCGCUUGUCGUUUGUGCAUUUAGUGGAUCACAUCAAGAUGCAAUUAAGAAAGGUUUUGCCGAUUAUGAAAACAAAAAGAAGAAGCAAAGUACCGACGGCAAGAGCGUCCAUUGGCAAUUACCUUACCUCCCAUUGGAUCCAGCAGAUAUCGGACGUACCUAUGAAGCAAUUAUCCGUGUCAAUUCGCAAUCCGGUAAAGGUGGCUCGGCUUGGGUUAUCUUGCGUAAUUUGGAAUUGGACUUGCCAAGAGGCUUGCAAAUUGCCUUUUCCAAAAUUGUACAACAGCGUGCCGAGGUUAAAGGGCAAGAGUUGACCAAUGAAGAGCUUUGUGACUUGUUCAAACAGGAGUACUUUAUUGACUAUGACGAGGAUAGCACUGAGUCGCCAGACCAGGUGUUUAAAUUGGUUGACUAUUCCAUAUCUUCGCCAAGUAAAGGGAUUAAGGAAAUUGAAGCCGAACUCAGCGUCAAUGGCAAAUCAGUCAAGAUUAAGGGUCAAGGUAACGGUCAAUUAUCUGCAUUUAAUGAUGCUAUUGCCAAACAUUUGAAUGUUGAUAUCGAUGUCAAGCAUUACCACGAACAUUCAUUGGGAGACGAUUCCCAAGCAAGAGCAGCUACUUAUAUUGAGGUUUUGGUUAACAAAAAGACUACUAGGUGGGGUGUUGGUAUCAACACCGAUGUUUCACAAGCAUCUUUCCUCUCUUUGAUCUCUAUUCUUAAUGGAUUAAAGAGAAGCAAAGACAUUUGA
This is a messenger RNA of Lodderomyces elongisporus, 1737 nucleotides long. RefSeq names its product Leu42p (gene LEU42). The record is from RefSeq and is a predicted model, not a curated record. Gene Ontology annotation, biological process: L-leucine biosynthetic process. Bases 1 to 1737 code for a protein of 578 amino acids. Gene Ontology annotation, molecular function: 2-isopropylmalate synthase activity. Gene Ontology annotation, cellular component: mitochondrion. NCBI's taxonomy places the organism in Eukaryota, Fungi, Ascomycota, Pichiomycetes, Serinales, Debaryomycetaceae. The transcript has a single exon.